Lucilia cuprina (Australian sheep blowfly) is the source of this 3498-nucleotide messenger RNA. RefSeq lists its product as uncharacterized. The record is from RefSeq and is a predicted model, not a curated record. Bases 1 to 3498 code for a protein of 1165 amino acids. NCBI's taxonomy places the organism in Eukaryota, Metazoa, Arthropoda, Insecta, Diptera, Calliphoridae. The transcript has 3 exons. Gene Ontology annotation, biological process: proteolysis. Gene Ontology annotation, molecular function: nucleic acid binding; aspartic-type endopeptidase activity.
AUGUCCUAUUUACAACAAUAUAUUAGGGCUACUGAUGGCCUUGUACGUUUCGAUGCAGAACUCGAUGAGUCAAAUAUUUCUGCAUCUUCUAUUUAUUCCCUGGAAGUGCAUCGCGACGAAAUGAAAUCUAUUUGGGAAGGUGUUAAAAAUAUUUACCAGAAGUGUCUUGAAGAGCUUAAUAAAAGAAAAUCAACUGAAGAUCCAUCCAAAUCACCCACAGCUGAUGAAGAAACUAUUUCUUCUCGCCAUCAGACUGCAUACACAACGUAUGUUAGGUUCAUUUCCCGUAUAAACUCUCGAAUUCAAGAAGUUAAUGUUUCUAGACAAGAAUCCCAGCCCGUGCGUAAUAUUGCCUCUGAGCCAAUGUCAGCCCAUUAUAUGAAUCUUCCUCCUUGCGAUACAGAUGUCUUUAAGGGAGACUAUGAGUCUUGGCCCACAUUCAGAGAUUUAUUUACGGCUCUAUAUAUGAAUAAUCCUCGACUCUCUAAGGUCCAAAAACUGUUUUAUUUAAAUAGAAAUACUAGUGGCGAAGCCAAAGAUAUUGUAAAGAAAUAUCCACCAACAAACGAAGGAUUUGAAUUAGCUUGGCAAGGGCUUAAAGAACGUUUUGAAAAUAAGAGAAUGCUAGUCAAUAGUCAACUUCGAUUACUCUUAAAUCUACCUCAAGUUUCUUCAGAAUCAUGCGAGGAAAUAAAGAACUUACAGCGUCAAAUAAAUAGUUGUGUCUCCGCUCUAGAACUUUAUAAAAUUAACAUAGAGAGUUGGGAUUCCAUAUUCGUCUAUAUAUGCUCGACUCGUCUUCCAGAAACAACUCUAUCCCUUUGGGAACAAUCCUUGACUAAUAGAACUGAAAUUCCAAAAUGGUCUCUAAUGAAUGAUUUCUUAACGAAUCGCUUCCAAACUCUUGAAACAGUAUCUGAUGUUAAAGGCCUUCAUAUAGGUAGGGAAAAUACUAGAAAAAUUAAGAAUAACCACAUUAACGUUUCUCCUCAUGAAAUUGCUCCAUGUCGUCUCUGCCUUACUAGUCAACACACCAUUCGAUAUUGCCCUAAAUUUCUUCAAAUGAACUACGAUGAACGAUUUGCUUGUGUUAAACAAUUAGAUUUGUGUAUAAAUUGCUUUUCAAAACAGCACCGCAUAAAAGAUUGCACUAGCAGUUUCAACUGUCGUACGUGUCAUAAGAGGCACAAUAGUCUACUUCACAAAGAUACUGAAAAUUAUAACUUGGUCCCAACAACCGCCACUCUUCCUCAGGAAACCUCAGAAACAGCAACUCCUUCAAAUGUGAGAUCAUGCUUUUCGUCAAACUCUAAAUCAGUACUUCUCGCAACUGCCAUGACUCAGAUUCAUCAUAAUGGAGUACAAUUUCCAGCUAAAGCGUUAUUCGACUCUGGUUCCGAAGGAACUUUCAUUUCCGAACGUUUGUUUAAACGUAUUGGUCUUCCUUUCCGAUCUGUUAGCGCUGAAAUUAGUGGUUUAAAUGGUACAAUAUCGGGAAGGUCAAGCAAAUUGUGUACAAUUGUACUAAGUUCCAAUGGUUAUAGCGACAGUAAGAUCGAAGUAGAAGCUCUUGUUCUUAAAGAACUUUCAGGAAAUCUUCCUAGUAGUUACGUUGACCCAAAUAUUAUUUCCAAAAUCCCUAAAUUAACUCUGGCUGAUCCCAAAUUUUAUGAACAUUCGCAAAUAGACAUACUGAUUGGAGAAGAUGUGAUUGACAAGUUUGAAUUAGGUGGAUUCCAAAAAAAUAUCUUCGGACGUUUAAAAGCGAAAGAGACUAUUUUUGGGUGGGUAAUAUCGGGAAAUUUGGAACAAGCUUCUUUGCCUUCGACUCGUAUUAUUACAUGUGUUUCUAAAAUUUCACUGGAAAAACAGCUAAUGCGUUUUUGGGAGGUGGAGGAUGUUCCUCAAAAACCAAUCCUUUCCCAGGCUGAUCAAUUUUGUGAACGUUUUUAUGUCCAGACAACACACCGUCAUGAGAACGGACGUUAUAUAGUAUCUCUUCCAUUUAAAGAAUCUAUGUCGAAUAAUAAGCAAGGUUUGGGAAAGUCUAGAAGUAUUGCCAUGUCUCAAUUUCUUCGCAAUGAACAACGGCUCUAUAAAAAUCCAGCACAUAAGUCUAUUUAUGAUUCAGUUGUACUAGAGUAUCUAGAACUUGGGCACAUGGAAAAGAUAUCUCCUCCUUUAGGUGUUAAUGGUUUUGAGAAUUACUAUCUUCCACAUCACGCUGUCAUUAAACCAGAGAGUUCCACUACUAAGGUUAGGGUUGUGUUUAAUGCCUCAUGUCCAACUUCCAAUGGAAUUUCGUUGAAUGAUAUGUUACACUCUGGUCCAGUACUUCAAAAUGAUCUUAUAAUUCUUUUACUACAAUGGAGAUUUCAUCGAUAUGUCUUUAACAGCGACAUUGAAAAGAUGUAUCGACAAAUACUUGUCAAUGAAAAUGAUAGGCCGUUUCAAAGAAUUAUUUUUCGAAGUUCAAUUAGCGAUGAAAUUCAGGAUUAUGAACUGAAGACAGUGACCUUUGGAGUCAACUGUGCACCGUAUCUUGCCAUUCGAACGUUAAUCCAAUUGGCAUCUGAUGUUAAAAAUAGUCAUCCUCUAGCUAGUGAUAUACUAAAAAACUGUAUGUAUGUCGAUGACGCUCUUUAUGGAGCUCCUGAUAUUCCCACAGCAAUUCAGGCCAGGGACCAGUUAAUCGAAGCUCUUAAUGUGGCAGGAUUUAACCUUCGUAAAUGGACAUCAAAUUCUCCCGAAGUUCUUGAAGGUAUUCCAAAAGCUGAUCUUUUACAAGAAGACUUUUGUAUAUUUGAAGAUACUAGUAAUGCUAAAACGUUAGGUGUAAGAUGGAACGCGAAAUCUGACGUUUUCUAUUUUUCUGCAAGAGCUUUAUCCAAUCGUGAAAAUAUUACGAAACGUCAAGUAUUGUCUGAAAUUUCAAAGCUGUUUGAUCCUGCAGGUGCUUCUAGACAAAUGGCGAAAGAAUUCCUUAUAGCAUCUAGAUCUGAACUUACAACCCACUUUACUAUUCAAAAUAUUCAAUGGCAUUUCAUACCACCAGGCUCUCCUCAUAUGGGUGGCCUAUGGGAGGCGGGGGUUAAGAGUUUUAAGUCUCAUUUUCGCAAAAUAGCUGGUCCUUUUAAGUAUACAUUUGAAGAAUUUUCCACUCUUCUCUCGAAAAUUGAAUCCUGUCUGAAUUCGAGGCCAAUUUCUCCAAUGUCCGAAGAUCCAAUAGACCUUAAUGCUUUAACUCCAGGACAUUUUCUAAUUGGCAGUCCUCUCCUUGCGCCUCCCGAUCCUAAAAUUGAAAAUCAGCCAAUUUCCAUUGUAAACCGUUGGCAACGAUUACGAGCGAUACAGCAACAGUUUUGUCAACGUUGGAAAACUGAAUACCUUAAGGAGCUUCACAAAAGAAACAAAUGGAAAAUACCACAGCGAAAUAUUUCUCUUGGGGAUAUGGUAGCUAUUAAGGAUGAUAAUAUUUCUGUUAAUGAAUGGCGGUAA